Anopheles nili is the source of this 454-nucleotide messenger RNA. It is a transcript of the gene EMC5, whose product is annotated as ER membrane protein complex subunit 5. The record is from RefSeq and is a predicted model, not a curated record. Gene Ontology annotation, cellular component: early endosome; EMC complex; Golgi apparatus. Lineage: Eukaryota; Metazoa; Arthropoda; Insecta; Diptera; Culicidae. The transcript has 3 exons. Bases 43 to 411 code for a protein of 122 amino acids.
ACAAAGGCUUUCUACCAAAAACUUCGUGCUUUCGCCUUCACUAUGGCAAUUUUCAAUAAAAUUCAGAUCGUUCUUGGAUUUUUGUUCCUGCUACAUGCGGCUUAUUCUGCUGCUCAACAUCGUGCAUACCUCCGCAUCACCGAACAGGAGUUCUCAGAGCUGCCGAUCGAUAUUAUAUUUCAAGCCAUCGCCAGCUUGAUAUUCAUUAUCUACAACAUACUUCAAGUGGUAGGCGAUUUCAAGGAAAUUCGUGCUGCGGUCGACUUGCAGGCAAAGUCGUGGGAAACUUUGUCGAACAUUCCUUCGUUCUAUACGUUCAAUCACCGCGGAAAAGCACUGGCCCCUCAUUACGAACAGCCUUUUUCUGAUGCGCAUGAGCGGUCCUAUGCAGGAGAAAACUAUGCGGAUUAGCGGAUUGCAUGAGCUAAACCCGGAUCGAAUAAACAUGUGAGCC